Molecule: messenger RNA, 633 nt
Organism: Venustampulla echinocandica
Lineage: Eukaryota; Fungi; Ascomycota; Leotiomycetes; Helotiales; Pleuroascaceae
Product: Nascent polypeptide-associated complex, alpha subunit
Exons: 3
Coding region: 1-633 (210 amino acids)
Biological process (GO): protein targeting to membrane
Cellular component (GO): nascent polypeptide-associated complex; cytoplasm
Source: RefSeq, a predicted model, not a curated record
AUGGCGAACCCACGUGUCGAAGAGCUCCCAGAUGAUGAGCCACCAAAGAAUGUCACCGCAGAGGAUGAGGGAUCCGAGAGCUCUGAUUCUGAGGUCGAGACCGGCGAGAGCGGAAUUCCUGCAGGAGGAGCUGUCGUCCACUCUCGCAAUGAGAAGAAGGCACGCAAGUCAAUUGCCAAGCUUGGCCUUACCCGUGUCCCUGGUAUCACCAGAGUCACUCUAAGACGACCAAAGAAUAUCCUUUUCGUCAUCAACCAGCCAGAGGUCUACAAGUCUCCCACAAGCAACACAUACAUUGUGUUCGGAGAGGCCAAGAUUGAGGAUCUUAACUCCCAGGCUCAAGCUUCCGCCGCCCAACAGCUCGCCGCUGCCGAAUCCCACGACCAUGCCGGACACGACCACGCUGGCCAUGACCACGACCAUGACCACGGCAAAGGCAAGGGCCCUGAGACUGGCGAGGACAAGAAGGAGGAAGAAGAGGAUGACGGAGAGGAGGUCGAUGCCAGCGGUCUGGAGGAUAAGGAUAUCGAGCUGGUCAUGACUCAAGCAAGCGUCUCGCGGAACAAGGCUGUCAAGGCUUUGAAGGAGAACGAUAAUGAUAUAGUCAACUCUAUCAUGGCUUUAAGCAUAUAG